AUGACCGGGGGCGCGCCGGCGGCGGCGGCGGCGGACGAGGUCCGAGUGGCCCUGGGCGCGCCGCCCUCCGGCUCCAGCCCCGGGGCGGCCGAGCGCGGCGCGGCGCUCCCGGAGAGCCCCGGGGCCACGGAGCGCGGCGCGGACGCGGGCGCCGACGAGGAGCCGCGCGUGCCGUACCCCGCGCUGGCGGCCACGGUCUUCUUCUGCCUCGGGCAGACCACGCGGCCGCGCAGCUGGUGCCUGCGGCUGGUGUGCAAUCCGUGGUUCGAGCACGUCAGUAUGCUGGUCAUCAUGCUCAACUGCGUGACCCUGGGCAUGUUCCGACCCUGUGAAGAUGUGGAGUGCCGCUCGGAGCGCUGCAGCAUCCUGGAGGCCUUCGACGACUUCAUCUUCGCCUUCUUCGCGGUGGAGAUGGUCAUAAAGAUGAUCGCUCUGGGCCUCUUCGGGCAGAAGUGUUACCUGGGCGACACCUGGAAUAGACUAGAUUUCUUCAUCGUCAUGGCGGGCAUGAUGGAAUACUCUUUGGACGGGCACAACGUGAGCCUCUCGGCCAUCCGGACCGUGCGUGUGCUGCGGCCCCUUCGCGCCAUCAACCGUGUGCCCAGCAUGCGGAUCCUGGUCACACUGCUGCUGGACACGCUGCCCAUGCUGGGCAAUGUCCUUCUGCUCUGCUUCUUCGUCUUCUUCAUCUUUGGCAUCGUGGGUGUCCAGCUCUGGGCUGGUCUGCUGCGCAACCGCUGCUUCAUGGACAGCACCUUUGUCAGGAACAACAACCUCACCUUCCUGCAGCCUUAUUAUAUGCCGGAGGAGGGCGAAGAGAACCCAUUCAUCUGUUCUUCACGCCGCGACAAUGGCAUGCAGAAGUGUUCGCACAUCCCCAUCCGUCGUGAGCUGCGUGUGGAAUGCACACUGGGCUGGGAGGCUUAUGGACAGGCCGAGGGUGCAGGCGCUGGCCACAACGCCUGCAUCAACUGGAAUCAGUACUACAACGUCUGCCGCUCUGGUGACUCGAACCCUCACAAUGGUGCCAUCAAUUUCGACAACAUCGGCUAUGCCUGGAUCGCCAUCUUCCAGGUGAUCACGCUGGAGGGCUGGGUGGACAUUAUGUACUACGUCAUGGAUGCGCAUUCCUUCUACAACUUCAUCUACUUCAUUCUGCUCAUCAUCGUGGGAUCCUUCUUCAUGAUCAACUUGUGCCUGGUGGUGAUCGCCACGCAGUUCUCCGAGACAAAGCAACGGGAACAUCAGCUGAUGCGGGAGCAGCGGGCGCGGUACCUGUCCAACGACAGCACGCUGGCCAGCUUCUCGGAGCCUGGCAGCUGCUACGAGGAGCUGCUCAAAUAUGUGGGCCACAUCUGCCGGAAAUUCCGGCGCCGCAGCCUGCGCCUCUGUGCCCGCUGGCAAAGCCGUUGGUGCAAGAAGGUGGAUCCGAGCAGUGCCCCGCACAGCCAGGACUCCAGGCGCCGGUGCACAGCCCCUGUCCACCACCUGGUCUACCACCAUCAUCAUCAUCACCACCACCACUACCACCUCAGCCAUGGCAGCCCCCGCCGGCCUGGCCCCGAAGCCACUGGCCCGAGCAGCAGGAUAGUUCCAGCAGGGGCGCCGCCCUCACCUGGCCACAGGCCCAGUGUGGAAUCUGUGCGUAGUGUGUAUCACGCUGACUGCCACGUCGAGGGGCCACAGGAGAGGCCACAGUCCGUCUGCACCGCUGCUGCCACUGCAGCCAGCCUCAAGCUGGCCGCGGGACUGGGCGCCCGGAACUACCCCACCAUCCUGCCCUCGGGCUUAGGCAGCAGUAAAGGCAGUGCCAGGCCCAAGGGGACAAAGGCAAGGGGGUCUCCGGGGGCCGGAAAGCACAGCCCUCUGAGUCUAAGCCCCAGUCCCCAUGAGAAGAUCCAGCACCUGGUUGGGGAGCAUGGUCUGGGCCAGGCCCCCAGUCGCCUGUCGGGCCUGAGUGUACCCUGCUCGCUGCCCAGCCCACAGGCUGGCACUCUUACCUGUGAGCUGGGCAGCUGUCCGUACUGUGCCAGAGCCCUGGACGACCUUCAGCUGGAGCUGAGCGGGUCUGAGAGCGGGGACUCAGAAGGCGAGCGGGUGUACGAGUUCACACAGGAUGUGCGGCAUGGAGACCACCGUGACCCCACAGAGCAGCCCCCCACCGGCGCAGGUGGUCCGAGGCACACACACCCCAGUGAGUGGGGUGGGCCAGGCCGCGUCUGGGGCAUCCUCAGUGCCAAGCUGCUCCGCAUUGUAGACAGCAAGUACUUCAACCGUGGCAUCAUGGCGGCCAUCCUCACCAACACGCUCAGCAUGGGCGUCGAGUACCACGAGCAGCCCGACGAGCUGACCAAUGCCCUGGAGAUAAGCAACAUCGUGUUCACCAGCAUGUUCGCGCUGGAGAUGCUGCUGAAGCUGCUGGCCUACGGGCCGCUGGGCUACAUUCGCAGCCCCUACAACAUUUUCGAUGGCGCCAUCGUGGUCAUCAGUGUCUGGGAGAUCGUGGGGCAGGCAGACGGCGGGCUCUCGGUGCUUCGGACCUUCCGGCUGUUGCGUGUGCUCAAGCUGGUGCGCUUCAUGCCCGCGCUACGGCGCCAGCUGGUUGUGCUCAUGCGCACCAUGGACAAUGUGGCCACCUUCUGCACGCUGCUCAUGCUCUUCAUCUUCAUCUUCAGCAUCCUCGGCAUGCAUCUGUUUGGCUGCAAGUUCAGCCUGAAGACGGACACUGGGGACACAGUCCCAGACAGGAAGAACUUCGACUCCCUGCUGUGGGCCAUUGUCACAGUGUUCCAGAUUCUCACGCAGGAGGACUGGAACGUCGUCCUCUACAAUGGCAUGGCCUCCACUUCCUCCUGGGCUGCCCUCUACUUUGUGGCCCUCAUGACCUUUGGCAACUAUGUCCUUUUCAACCUGCUGGUGGCCAUCCUGGUGGAGGGUUUCCAGGCGGAGGGUGACGCCAACAGAUCAGACACGGAUGAGGACAAGCUGUCAACCCACCUGGAGGAGGACUUGGACAAGCUCCACAGCCUGGGGUCUGCGGACAUGAAGAUGUACUCGCUCACAGUGGUCCCCAAUGGGCACCUGGAAGCCUGGGGCAGCCUGCCCCCUCCCCUUAUCAUGCGCACAGCGGCCACCCCCAUGCCCACGCCCAAGAACUCCCCACACCUGGACACCGCCCUCAGCCUCCUGGAGUCCCGCAGGGGAAGCAGCUGCUCCGUGGAACCCCAGCCGGGCGACCAGAAGUCACCGUCCAGUCUCCGCAGCUCCCCCUGCACGCCCUGGGGCCCGGGCAGCGCCUGGAGCAGCCGCCGCUGCAGCCGCCACAGCCUGGGUCGCGCGCCCAGCCUCAAGCGCCGGAGCCAGUGCGGCGAGCGCGAGUCGCUGCUGUGGGGCGAGGGCAGGGGCAGCACCGACGACGAGGCCGAGGACGGGCGGCCCCUCGCCCACGGCAGCUCGCUGGACCUGCAGCCCGCGCAGCCCAGCGCCCUGCUGCCCAAGGUCCAGGACGGCCCCGGGCAGGGCCUGGCGUUGCCCAGCGAGUUCUUCCUGCGCAUCGACAGCCAGAAGGACGACGGCGCCGACUUGGACGAGGACGUGGAGGACAGCUGCUGCGCCCGUCUUCACAAGGUUCUGGACCCCUACAAGCCCGAAUGGUGCCGGCAGCGGGAGCCUUGGUCCCUGUACCUUUUCUCCCCACAGAACAGCUUCCGGGUCUCCUGCCAGAAGAUCAUCGCCCACAAGUUCUUUGAUCACGUGGUCCUUGUCUUUAUUUUCCUCAACUGCAUCACCAUCGCACUGGAGCGGCCAGACAUCGACCCUGGCAGCAAUGAACGCGUCUUCCUCAGUGUCUCCAACUACAUCUUCACAGCCAUCUUCGUGACCGAGAUGAUGGUGAAGGUGGUGGCUCUGGGGCUGGUCUCUGGCGAGCAUGCCUACCUGCAGAGCAGCUGGAACGUGCUGGACGGACUGCUGGUGUUGGUGUCCCUGGUGGACAUCAUCGUGGCCAUGGCUUCUGCUGGUGGUGCUAAGAUCCUGGGCAUCCUGCGAGUCCUGCGUCUGCUGCGCACACUCAGACCGCUAAGGGUCAUCAGCCGAGCCCCAGGCCUGAAGCUGGUGGUGGAGACGCUAAUCUCGUCGCUCAGACCCAUCGGGAACAUUGUGCUCAUCUGCUGCGCCUUCUUCAUCAUCUUUGGCAUCCUGGGGGUGCAGCUCUUUAAGGGGAAGUUCUACUACUGCGAGGGCUCGGACACCAGGAACAUCUCUACCAAGGCAGAGUGCCGGGCUGCCCACUACCGCUGGGUGCGGCGCAAAUACAACUUUGACAACCUGGGCCAGGCCCUGAUGUCCCUGUUCGUGCUGUCAUCGAAGGAUGGCUGGGUGAACAUCAUGUACGAUGGACUGGACGCUGUGGGUAUUGACCAACAGCCCGUGCCCAACCACAACCCCUGGAUGCUGCUGUACUUCAUCUCCUUCCUGCUCAUCGUCAGCUUCUUCGUGCUCAACAUGUUUGUGGGCGUCGUGGUGGAGAACUUCCACAAGUGCCGGCAGCACCAGGAGGCCGAGGAGGCGAGGCGGCGGGAGGAGAAGCGGCUGCGGCGGCUGGAGAGGAAGCGCCGGAAGGCCCAGCGCCGGCCCUACUAUGCCGACUACCCUCCCACCCGCCGCUCCAUCCACUCCCUGUGUACCAGCCACUACCUGGACCUCUUCAUCACCUUCAUCAUUGGCAUCAACGUCAUCACCAUGUCUAUGGAGCACUACGACCAGCCCAAGUCCCUGGAUGAGGCUCUGAAGUACUGCAACUACGUGUUCACGAUCGUCUUUGUCAUCGAGGCAGUGCUGAAGCUGGUGGCCUUUGGGUUCCGGAGGUUCCUCAAGGACAGGUGGAACCAACUGGACCUGGCCAUCGUGCUGCUGUCCAUCAUGGGUAUCACGCUGGAGGAGAUCGAGAUGAGCGCCGCGCUUCCCAUCAACCCCACCAUCAUCCGCAUCAUGAGGGUCCUGCGCAUCGCCCGUGUGUUGAAGCUGCUGAAGAUGGCCACGGGUAUGCGGGCCCUGCUGGACACAGUGGUGCAGGCGCUGCCCCAAGUGGGGAACCUCGGCCUGCUUUUCAUGCUCCUGUUUUUUAUCUAUGCUGCCUUGGGAGUCGAGCUAUUUGGAAGGCUGGAGUGCAGUGAAGAUAACCCAUGUGAGGGCCUGAGCCGCCACGCCACUUUCACCAACUUCGGCAUGGCCUUCCUCACGCUCUUCCGCGUGUCCACGGGGGACAACUGGAAUGGCAUCAUGAAGGACACGCUGCGUGAGUGCGCCCGCGAGGACAAGCACUGCCUCAGCUACCUUCCAGCCAUCUCGCCCGUCUACUUCGUCACCUUCGUGCUGGUGGCCCAGUUCGUGCUGGUUAAUGUGGUGGUGGCCGUGCUCAUGAAGCACCUGGAGGAGAGCAACAAAGAGGCACGAGAGGAUGCCGAGCUGGACGCCGAGCUGGACGCCGAGUUGGAGCCAGAGUGGAAUCAGGGGUCGCCACCUGGAGCCCAGCCUCGCCUUGGCGUCACACCCGACAGCCCCCCGCUCCUGACUGUGCGCAAGGUGUCGGCGUCCAGGGCCCUCUCGCUGCCCAAUGACAGCUACAUGUUCCGGCCUGUCAUGCCUGCUGCUGCCCCACGGCCACAGCCACUGCAGGAACUGGAGUUGGAAGUGUACACAGGUGCCACCUCAGGCGAAACCUCCUCCCCGCUCUCACCACCUGCCAGCCCCUGGAUGUCCUCGCACGCCCCUGCGGUCAUCAACUCACCCUCUCGCAGCAGAGAUGCCCUCCGGCCAGUGCCCGCAACCCCUCGAGGUCCCACUCGCACCCCCAGCCUCAGCCACCUAUUCUGCAGACAGGAGACUGUAUGCACAGAUGGCCCAGAAGGACACGUGGACAGCUCCAGAGUCAGCGGCUCGGGCUGGACACAGCCUGAGGGGAAGGUCCCCGUGAGGGCACCGUCUUUGGGGUCCUCCCAUCGGUCCCCACCCUGCUCCCCCAGACCCGCCGGUACCCGUUCCCGCAAACCCACCCCGAGGCAACUCUGUGUGCCCGGCCUAGACCCGGCACCGAGCAGCAGCGGGGAAACUGAGGCCCCGGAUCUGGCCGACGAGGAGGUCAGCCACAUCAACAGUGCUGCCCCGCCAGGGCCUGGGCCAGGGGGUGGCUUCCUGGACCUGCCUGGACGACCGGCAGAGCCCCACUGGGCAUCAGCUGAGCUGGAAGGGGAAGCGGGGCCCACAGCUGAGCUUGCUACUGGGACACGCCGAAAGAAGAAGAUGAGCCCUCCUUGCAUCUCCGUGGAGCCUCCGGCCGAGGAUGACGGUGCCACGAGGCCCCCAGGGGCCGAGGGCAGCUGCACCACACUGCGCCGCAGGACCCCAUCCUGUGAGCCGGCCCCACACAGGGACACCCUGGAGCCCACUGAGGGUGAGCGGCGAGCACCAGCCCCUGGCCGCCCUGAGCACCUGGCCGUGCCCUGCUUCGCCUAUGACACUCUGGACACGGAGGGCCCAGGUGGGGACUUGGUCGUGCACGGCAGUCACGGCACACGACCAGAUCCCAGCAAUCCUGCCCCGGGGACCUCUGAUUCCCUCGUCCCCUCCAGAGGGUCCCCAGAAAGAGGGCAAGACACUCACCUGGGCCUCCCCCAGAGCUCCCCCCACAGAGCAGGGCCUCCGCUGGGCACCCCCACUUCAGACGACACUAUAGUUGAGCCCCUGUAACCCCACAGGCCCCACACAGCCUGGCAGUGACGGGGGUGACCCCGUAGGGCCAAGCACGGACCUGAGUUGGGCCCUCACAGCCACAGGGAUGCGCUGCCCAUGAGAGGGGCGCAGACACUGACCCCACUGAGGCCGCAGGCACCAUGCACGCGGUCAGAGCCAGGAAGAGGGUGCUCCAUGGUCACUCAUGCAGGGGCACCUGCCACGCCUCCUCGUAGAUCAGCCCUUGUUUCCACUGCCUGCAAACACUCCCCAUUAGCCCUUCAACACUGCAGAGGUCACCUAGGCUAUGGGAUAGGGUCCCCCCCAUAAACCCCCUGGCUGGGGGUGGGUCUAUUCAGGUCAAAGGUGCAAUAACAGGAUCUGAGCACUGGCUCCUCGGACCCAGGGCCAGGCACAGGUGGCAAAUAAACACUAACUUAUUGA
Messenger RNA from Suncus etruscus (white-toothed pygmy shrew), 7173 nucleotides. It is a transcript of the gene CACNA1H, whose product is annotated as calcium voltage-gated channel subunit alpha1 H. Gene Ontology annotation, biological process: neuronal action potential; positive regulation of calcium ion-dependent exocytosis; calcium ion import. Bases 1 to 6747 code for a protein of 2248 amino acids. Gene Ontology annotation, cellular component: plasma membrane; neuron projection; voltage-gated sodium channel complex. The record is from RefSeq and is a predicted model, not a curated record. The transcript is spliced from 33 exons. NCBI's taxonomy places the organism in Eukaryota, Metazoa, Chordata, Mammalia, Eulipotyphla, Soricidae. Gene Ontology annotation, molecular function: low voltage-gated calcium channel activity; voltage-gated sodium channel activity.